Messenger RNA from Onthophagus taurus, 987 nucleotides. RefSeq names its product transcription factor HES-2. Gene Ontology annotation, biological process: regulation of DNA-templated transcription. Lineage: Eukaryota; Metazoa; Arthropoda; Insecta; Coleoptera; Scarabaeidae. Gene Ontology annotation, molecular function: DNA binding; protein dimerization activity. The record is from RefSeq and is a predicted model, not a curated record.
CGCCGGGCGCGCCUCGUCGCGAUGAGCCAGUGAUGACCGCGAAGAGCAAGCGAGCGCCAGCGGAGCCCCGCAGAGCCAACAAGCCCCUCAUGGAGAAGAGACGGCGCGCGCGCAUCAACCAGAGCUUGGCCGCUCUCAAGGCCCUCAUUCUCGAUACUGCAAAACAAGACAACGCCAAACACUCAAAACUUGAAAAAGCGGACAUCCUAGAGUUAACCGUUCGCCACUUCCAAAGACAUCGAAGUCUCGAUCAACCAGGAGUUCAUCGUUACAGAGCCGGUUACGCAGAUUGCGUGAAAGAAGUUCAAAGAUACUUGGAAACUCCGGAUGCUCACACGAUGACCGUUGUGGAUGCGGGUGUUCGCCAAAGGUUGCUGAGGCAUUUAGAUAAUUGUAUAUCCGAAGUUGAUACUGACAUAAGAACACCUUCAUUACCACCACCGGCUUCUUCAGUCGAAGAACGACUUCAACCUCCAGAUUCUUCUUCUUCCUCUCUAGAAGAAGUUAAUAACAAUGCUGAUUCCAAAUUUCCCCCAGGAAAAAUGGUGAAAAACUACGACGGAAACUUCGUAUUCGUACUUCCUUCACAUUAUCUUCAACUUGCGACUGCGUUGGGGAUUAAUCUUCGGCCUCCAGAAACAACGGUUCCACCUAUAAUUACUGUUAAAGAAGAGAAAGUUGAGCUUGAGGAUCAUCCUCAACACCAUUUGGUAAUGCGACCAGAUUUGGUUGUGGAACCGAAAUGCGAGAGGCCAUUGGACUACAGCAGGAACAACGAUGGGUGUGACAACAUGUGGAGGCCGUGGUAAGAAGAUGUUGGGAAGGGGUCAGUGCGCCUUUAACGGACGCUAUGUUGUGAAGAAAUUUCUAGUCGUUCCUUCUGCACUUUCGCUGCGGUCGGAAUCUGUACAUGGUUGUAUAUAAUUGUAGAUCUUAAUAUGUAUGGAGAUGUGUAUAUCGAUCAAUAAAAUAAAUGUUGUAAAAGAA